Messenger RNA from Amphibalanus amphitrite, 1388 nucleotides. Its product is annotated as gamma-aminobutyric acid receptor subunit rho-2-like. Gene Ontology annotation, biological process: chemical synaptic transmission; monoatomic ion transmembrane transport; signal transduction. Gene Ontology annotation, cellular component: membrane; synapse; neuron projection. The record is from RefSeq and is a predicted model, not a curated record. The transcript has 9 exons. Bases 87 to 1388 code for a protein of 433 amino acids. Lineage: Eukaryota; Metazoa; Arthropoda; Thecostraca; Balanomorpha; Balanidae. Gene Ontology annotation, molecular function: transmembrane signaling receptor activity; neurotransmitter receptor activity; extracellular ligand-gated monoatomic ion channel activity.
CAGCCUGUUUGAUCCAAAAGAGACACAGCAAGCUAGCCUCUUUCCUGCCUAAGGGUGGCGAAGGUGAUCGCCUGUCUUAGGUCGCAAUGGCGUUCGUCGUUCGCUGUGCCUUCUUGGUGGUUGUUUGGCUCAGUGGAAUGGCAUUCAGCUCAACAGCAAGCGACGAAUCCCAGCCGGACAUCUUCAAGUCAUUUCCAACCAUCCGGAUUAAAAACGCAUCGGAAAUAUUUCCACCAGAUUACGAUAAAACUGCAUUUCCAACGCCUUCAGAUGGGAAGCCGAUGGUCAUCUACUUUCGCUUUAGCUUGGCCAACAUCGUCGAGAUUGAUGAAGCUCGCGGCUUCGUGGUGUACCAGGCGUACAUGUCUCUGUACUGGAGGGACGAGCGUCUGGUGAUGCCGCCGCUGCCGCCCGGCUCCAAUGCCUCCAGCGUGCAGCUGGACACGCUGAUCCAGCAGCGGCUCUGGGUGCCGGACGUCAUGGUCUACAACCUCGAGGAGAUGACGCAGUUGGAGAUGCUGGGGAAGCUCGGGAUGCUCCGGCUGCUCACAUCGGGCUAUGUCCAGUACGGCAUCUACGCCCGAUUGUCAGUGGCCUGCCAUAUGGACUUCUCUACCUAUCCGUUCGACACACAACACUGCUCGCUGAAAUUUGGAAGCUACGGUAGUGAACAUGAAUACAUGGAGUACAGGUGGUCUCCCCCGCAUACAAUGCUGUUCUCUAAGGAUACUAUGGAGCUCCAGACGUACUACAUAUCUGUAGCGCGCUCCGGUCCCGAGCUGGGCUGCUCCUCAGCUGGCGGCCAGCAGUUCUGCUACUCGAACGUUGUGGUGAACGUGACGAUGCAGCGCCGCAAGAGCCUGUUCGUGUGGCACAUCUUCGUGCCGUGCAUCCUGCUGGUGGCCACCUCGUGGCUGAGCAUGCUGCUGCCGCCCGACAUCAUCCCGGGGCGGAUGGUGCUCUGCAUCACAUCCAUGCUCGCCAUGCUGACCCUCUUCACGUCCAGUCUGAAGACGAUGGGCGUCUCGUACCUGCGUGCCAGCGACGUGUGGUACGUGGCGUGUCUGCUGUUCGACUUCCUCAUCAUCCUCGAGUACUCUGUGCUGCUGUGGCUGCAGCGCCGCCGCGAGGAGGGCGAGGCCAAGUGGGGCCAGGUGCAGCCCUUCCCGGCCACGGACGGCACAAAGCUGGUGCGACCCAGCCCCGUCAAACCAAAGACGUCGAAGCGGGAGGCGCGCCAGUCGGCUCGGAGUCUGUGGGAGGACCUCCAGGAGCCAUCGUACAUGGACGAGAUCAGUCGCUGGGUGCUGGCCGUCUUCUUCAUCAUAUUUACCAUCAUCUUCUGGAGCUACUACGCCGCCUCGAAAAGGGAACACAGUGAGCAGUGA